Messenger RNA from Chrysoperla carnea, 4776 nucleotides. It is a transcript of the gene stmA, whose product is annotated as protein EFR3 homolog cmp44E. The transcript has 8 exons. Lineage: Eukaryota; Metazoa; Arthropoda; Insecta; Neuroptera; Chrysopidae. The coding region runs from base 1 to 2766 and encodes 921 amino acids. Gene Ontology annotation, cellular component: plasma membrane. The record is from RefSeq and is a predicted model, not a curated record. Gene Ontology annotation, biological process: protein localization to plasma membrane.
AUGGCGUUAAUAAAGUGUUGUUUUGAAACUCGAGAAAUACCAGAAGUUUUGGAUGAUAUCAUUAAAAAAUGUACAGAUUCUCGAUGUUGUUGUGGAUGUUGCAAUGCUUUACGACCACGUUACAAACGUUUGGUCGAUAAUAUAUUUCCAGUAUCACCAGAAGAAGGUCUAGUAAAAGCAAAUAUGGAGAAAUUAACAUUUUAUUCAUUAAGUUCACCAGAAAAACUAGAUCGUAUUGGUGAAUAUUUGUACCAAAGAGCCUCGAGGGAUAUUUACCGACGCCGGAAUGGCUUUGUAAUUAUUGCUAUGGAGGCAAUUGAUCAAUUAUUAAUUGCCUGUCACGCUCAAUCCUUAAAUUUAUUUGUUGAAAGUUAUUUGAAAAUGGUGCAAAAAUUAUUAGAAUCACCAGAUGCACAGUUACAAAUCUUAGCUACACAAUCCUUUGUAAGAUUUGCAAACAUAGAAGAGGUAACCCCAUCAUAUCAUCGUCGAUACGACUUCUUCAUCAGUAAAUUUUCAUCAAUGUGUCAUAGCAAUGAAGGUGGUGAAGGAAGCGAAUUACGUGAUAAAAUACGUUUAGCUGGUAUACGUGGUUUACAAGCUGUCGUACGUAAAACAGUUAGUGAUGAUCUGGUUGAAAACAUUUGGGAACCAACGCAUAUGGAUAAGAUUGUUCCAUCUUUGUUAUUUAAUAUGCAACAUUCACAUCAUUUUAAGGAUGUGAUGAGUAAUUCUGGUGACUUGUAUGGCGGACAACAACAUAACAGUGCUGGCAAUUCCAUGAUGAUUAUUGGUGGUAUACCGAUGAACGACGACGAUACCCUAUCAGAUCCACCCACUUUGGCUGAAAGUUGUUUGCGUGAAUUAGUUGGCCGAGCAUCGUUUGGUCAUAUACGGAGUGUUUUACGUCCUGUAUUGAAACAUUUUGAGUUGCACGGUUUAUGGGUACCUAAUCAAUUUGCGAUUCACACAUUUCGGAUAAUUAUGUUCUCUAUACAAGCACAAUAUUCGUAUGCUGUUGUCGAAACAUUGAUGGCACAUUUGGAUGAGAAUAGUAAAUCAUCACCAAAGAUUCGUACAAGUAUUGCUGAUGUAUUAUCAAAAAUUAUUGCGAUUGCUGCUAGUGAAAGUGUUGGACCAUCCGUAUUAGAAAUAAUCAACUCUUUAUUAAGUCACUUACGUGUUAGUGUAACAUCCGUACAAUCACAACAAGAUGAGAAAAUGUAUCAAGAGGCAUUGAUAAAUGCACUUGGUGAAUUUGCAAAUCAUUUACCAGAUUAUCAAAAGAUUGAGAUUAUGAUGUUUAUUAUGUCAAAAGUACCACAAAUUCCGACCAGCAGUAAUAUUGCAAAUAAUUCAUCAAAUACAAGUAAUAAUAAUCCAAGAGAUCCAUUAUGCGCGGAUUCAUUAUUACAAAAUAUUUUAUUGAAAAGUUUAUUAAAAGUUGGUACUAAAUAUCAAACUAUACAUAUGAAUACCACUUUCCCAAUUUCUUUCUUAGAACCAUUGUUACGUAUGUCAUUGGUGCAAGAUUCUGACAUGCGUAUAUUGGUACAAAGAAUUUUACAUACAUUGAUCGAUCGACAUCAAAAUUUAGAAAAAUUAUUGAAACCUACUACAAAUGUACACGACUUAGAUAUAAAUUAUGACAAAGCAUCACGGCAAGAUUUAAUAUUUAUAAACAAACAUGGACCAUUAUUGUAUGACACCCUGUAUGGUUGUAUUGAGUUACCUACCAACACGGUGGAAAAUAUCGAUGCAAUAUAUACAACUUUGUCAUUAUUGCUAAUAGAAUUAAUUAGCGAAGAAACUUUAGGCGAUUAUUUACAAUUAUUAUUUGGUAUACAAUCAAUGUGUUUAAUAAAUCAACAAACACAACUAUCAAUUGAACAAUUAUCAUCAAUUAAUGCAGUAAUUUUAAGUGUUAUGUUAAUUGUUCCACAUGUAGUAUCAAUUAGUGGUUUAUCAGAAUAUUUACAUAAAAUAAUUGACGAGCGUCGUGUUGAAGCACCAUAUCUACUACCAGAAUAUUAUUCAAAUGGAAGUGUUGUUAGUAGCUCAACAGCAUUACAAGCCCAAUUACCUCCAUCACAGUUACCACAUUUAAUGAUUGAUAAGUUAAUGGUAACAGAAUGUCUAAGAGCAAAUGGUGUUGAUAGCAGUGUAUUACAAUUACCUUGUCCUUAUGUGAGUGGACAUGGUGCGUCACAUUAUGCACAUCGACAUUCAUGGGUGGAAGUAAAUGUUGGUGGUGCUACUCAUGCAAGUAACUACAUGGUCAGUGGUAGUACAGGCAGUUCAUCGCAAUACACUUCCAGUACCAAUCCUAAUCUACCAAAUGUACAUGGAGGUCAAGAUGGAGCUGAUAGUGUAUCAUCAUCACCAAUUAUAUCUAGAAAAACACCCGAAGAAGAAUUAACAAUAGAAGCAAUGAAAAAAGUAUUAGCAGAACCACCAGAGAUAACAAAACAAUUGGAAGCAGAUCGACGUCAACAUAUAAAUGAAACAUUUAAUAAAUUAACAUUUAAUGAAAUAAUGAAACAUACCCAACCAAAACAUGAUAAUUUACAUAAUAUAUUAAAUGAUAUAUUUACAUCGAUACAACAGCCCACAAUACAAAAUACAACAAAUCCAUCGGUAUUAAUUAGUAGUGCAAACAACAGUUUUGAUAAUACUGGUAAUAAUGCCGGUCCAUUUAACACAACAGAUAAAUCAGAACGUGUACCUAUUUAUGAAGAAUAUUUUCCUGAAUUGUUUGUUUAUUAAAUUUAAUCUUAUAUAACAUCAAAUAGUUAUAAAAUAUCAGGAUACCUGUACACUUAAGAGUAAAGUCUAGUUAGAGUAAUCUUUUUCUAAUUAGAGUAAUCCAGAGCAUUCCUAAAGUUUUACUAUGAAGAUUUUUCUGAACCAUGUACAUUAUUAGACUUAAGGUAGAAUUUUCAAAGAAUGUAUAUUUUUUUAUUAGUUAAAACAUCUGUGUGCAAUGAUAACGUACUUUGGAAAGAACAUAUAAAUGAAACAUUUAUUAAAUUAUCAUUUAAUGAAACAAUGAAACAUACCCAAUAUCCUUCGUUCAUAUCAAUUUGAUGCCAAAAUUAUUGAGCCCUUAUUUUAAUUUGAUGUUAUGGAAUGUUUUUAUUAAAACAUUUUUGUUCAAUUGUAGAUAACUACAUCAAUAGGAAUUGUUUAGAAUCUCACUAUUUCUAGACAGUAAAUUUUGUUAUGUUUUGGAUAAUGAAUCUACUCACAAAUAGAAAAUUUUAUCUUAUGGUUCUAAAUCAUCGUCACAUUACUGGAAAGCCAUGAAAGGAAAUUCAAAUUGUACUAGAAAAAUCUGAGAAAUGUCAGGAAAUUCCUUGAAAAAAAGAAAAGUCAGGGAAUUUUACUAUGUUCGUAGCAAAUAAUUAUAAUUGUCUAAUCGAAUUAUUUCAAAAAAUGGUGUAUGUGAUCGAAAUAAUAUCUUGACUUAGUCACAUUUAGUAAUAAUUUGAACAAGGAAUUUCAAUAUCUAGCUAUCUUUACGAUUUUAUAUUGCUGUUAGAGACUUAUUCACUACUAAACAAAACGGGAAUUUUAAUAAGUAAUUUUUAAUAAUGAAAUAAUUUUUCUUCAAGAUUUAAUAAUACCUCUUGUUGGUUCGUGAAUAUAAUUGAUUGCAAAAAAUUAGUGACCCUUUAAUGUUGAAUUGCUUUUACAAUUUGAUAUAAAUUUUAACAGUACGCACAACAAUGUCGUCCUAUCGAAACAAUUCGAGGAUAUUCGCGCACACAAACAAUAUUUUUCUUUCGAGAAAUGUAUUACAAAAACCUGUUGAAAUAAUUAUAGACAUGGGUCGCUAAAAUAUAAUUAAUCUUUCUAUUUCACUGAGAAUGGCAUUUCAUUUUAAAUAGUAACUAAUGAAAAACACACGCCCGUUUUAGUUGUAUGAUGAGUUAACCCUUUCGCAAGCACUGGUGCCUUAUUUAUUAUUUAAGUGGUUAUUUAUUAACUUUUAUCUCCUAAAAUUGUCGAUAUCCAAUUUAUGGUGUUGAGAUUUUUCUAAAACAAUAUUUUUAGUCUUUAUAGAACAUUGUUAGCUUUUAGUUUCGAUUUUAUUUAGAUAACAAUCUUGAUAAAGUGUAAACAAGUAGUUAGAUUGUUUAGAUGUAGAUUAUAUCUAAUUAAAGUGUCUUAUCUCUGUGUAGAUUGAUCAUACUUUUUAAUCUACGUUCUGUAGCCAGUUGCAGUGGCAUAGAGCAAAUUCUGCUAAACUUUGAAAGUGAUGGUAUAUAUUUCCUUUAAACUAGUUACAAGUACAGGUACCUUGAGUAUCUAAUGACCACAUAUUUGUAGUUAACUUUUAUGUAAGAGUAUUAGGUUUGCAAUUCAUUCUACAUAAAUUUAAUAACAGACUUUCUUAAAUUUUAACUUCCUAGGUCUGAUAGUAUCUUACACAUUAUAUUGUGCCAACUAAAGUAAGAAUGCACUAAAAUAAAAACUUACUAGUCGCAAACAAAUUAUUUAAUUAAGAAACAAAAGUUUGCAGGUGCUUCAAAAAUAAAAAAUCUAUAAUGGUUAUAACAUACGAUACUCAUAACAUCACGAUCCUUUAACUAAUUAUAGAAAGACCUCCGGCUUUUUAUGAAUGAAAUAUGUUCAGAAUUGUUCCAAGAUCAUUCUCAUUCUAAUUGCUUUUAUCCAAAAAAUUAUAUGGAAUGAUCGUAAAACAAUUCUGAUAAAAAACCGAGAACCUUUCAAAAGCCAAAGUUAAAGGAAUGCUUGGAAUUUUUUAAUAGA